Messenger RNA from Paramormyrops kingsleyae, 2843 nucleotides. It is a transcript of the gene rad51b, whose product is annotated as RAD51 paralog B. Gene Ontology annotation, molecular function: double-stranded DNA binding; ATP-dependent DNA damage sensor activity; ATP binding. Gene Ontology annotation, cellular component: Rad51B-Rad51C-Rad51D-XRCC2 complex; replication fork. NCBI's taxonomy places the organism in Eukaryota, Metazoa, Chordata, Actinopteri, Osteoglossiformes, Mormyridae. The record is from RefSeq and is a predicted model, not a curated record. Gene Ontology annotation, biological process: double-strand break repair via homologous recombination.
GACGUCCAUCCAGGUCACGGCUUCGUCACACUACAUUGACCAUGAUGCCUUGCGCCUACGCGCCGACUUUUUGAAUGCUAGGUUUGUUAUAGUGUUACAGUGAAGUUCACUGUAAAGUGUUUUGCACCUAAGUAUAAUUUAUUAAAAUUGUCCGCAUAGUUUAACCAUAGUCACUUCUGCAUAAUGUUCCAGCUGCAUUUUAUGUGAGGGAAAAAUUCGGGGGUGCUCACCGACUAGCUAGCUACCUAACCCUUUUCGUAUAAUGGGAAGUAAAAAGCUAAGAAGGACAAACCUGUCCGCAGAGAUAUGCAGCAGGUUAAACAGCCACCGUAUCGAGACUUGUCGGGACCUGCUGUCCCUCACACCCCUGGAGGUGAUGCGUGUGGCAGGGGUGAGCUACUCUCAAGCCUGCCAGCUGCUGAAGACCACCAGCCAAGCCUGUGCUCCCAAAAUGACUACGGCCUUGGAGCUAUGGAGGCAGAAGACUGGUCUUUAUUUCCCAACCUCCCUCGCUGCUCUUGACCGGCUGCUGCAGGGGGGGCUGGCAUGCGGCACGCUAACCGAGGUAACAGGCCCCUCCGGUUGUGGUAAGAGCCAGCUGUGCAUGAUGCUCAGUGUGUUGGCCACUCUGCCGCACAGCAUGGGCGGCCUCGACAGGGGGGUUCUCUACAUCGACACAGAGUCUGCCUUCUCCGCUGAGAGGCUGGUGGAGAUCGCUCAAAGCAGAUUCCCCGACUAUUUCUCGGUGAGGGAGCGUGUGGAGGAGAUGGCGAGCCGGGUGCACCUCUUCCGGGAGCUCACUUGCCGGGACGUCCAAAGUAGACUGCAGAACUUGGAGGAGGACAUCAUCUCCUGCCGGGCUGGCCUGGUGGUGCUGGACUCUGUGGCGUCUGUGGUGAGGAAGGAGUUCGACCCAUCACUCCCAGGGAAUCUGGCGCACCGCAGCAACCUGCUGGGCCAACAGGCUGCCACCCUCAAGUACCUGGCCCAGGAGUUCAGCAUCCCGGUUGUUCUAACCAAUCAGAUCACCACAAACCUGAGUGACCUGAAACCUGCGACAUCUUUUAAAUGGAACAGUCUGGAAGGAUCUUCCCUGGCUGCAGAGGAUUCUGGGUAUGUGACAGCUGCGCUGGGAAAUACCUGGAGCCACAGUGUCAACACACGCCUCAUUGUCCAGUAUGUAGACGCACACUGCAGACAGAUCAUCGUAGCGAAGUCUCCCAUUGCCGCUUUUGCCGUGUUUAAGUACUCCAUACAGAGCGAUGGCAUUCGUCUGGAAGGUGAUGAUGACCAAGCAGGCCCCUCCCACCAAGGCACAGAUCCUGGGCUUCAGCCAAUCAGGGUGCGAUCUGGAUUCGCCUGCAAUCUGACGCGGGGCUCGUCUGCCAUCCGCAACAUGAGAGGCAGCUACUCCUGACUGAUCGGUUAACUUGGGCUAUUUCUCCACGAUGACAGUAGACGAUGACCUUGCCGUGUGUGUAUGUGUAAGUGUGUAUGUGUGUCUUAUCUUCCUAUGACUUUGGGCGAGAGGAACAGCCCACAGUGGCACUGAAUGUUAGCGAUUUCACAAACCGAUGUCAAGGCCGCAGUCUCCCGGCUCAGCCUGCCUGAUUUCCCCCUGCGGUUGCUCAUGCGUAACUGAGCACCGUUUGUGGUCAGACGCGCCCGGCUGUCCUGCCCUCCUGUCCUGCAGCUGUGCACCCAGCACCCUUAUCACACCUAUUAUGUACAAAACUGGGCAAGAUGGUGGGACGUGAGCUCAGCAAACGGCACCCUUGGGCCGGGGUCUGCUUAUCAGAUACCGUCUCGGCUGCUGGGCUGCCUUUACUGCUACUGUUAUCUGAGCUGUUUGCUCAGGCCCUCAGCUUCUCGAAUGGUACCGCAGUACAGCUUGAGGCGAGGCGUUAUCUGAGCCGUCACCGCCAGUAAACAUAAUGAGAAGUCCUGCUUGGCCCUCUGCCCUAACCCUUAUUGGCUCUUAUGCGGAUGAUCAUUUUUAUGACAGUGUUUGUGCUGUGUAGUCAGGGGCUGGCUAUGAACCUAUGCAGUGAUGUGCUGAGAUACUCUGUAGGAUGGAAGCCUUGUCUUGUGCCAACACUGCAUGAGGUUAAGAAAUAAAUACAUAUAUAAUUUCAUAUGUGGAUUAAUGGCCUAGAACUUUAUUUAGGUUAAAAUGUGUCUGUACUUGCACAGUAUUUCCUGCCCAGACAUAAACUGCAAUCAGUAAAGACCCCCCCCCGUGCCACCCCCCCACAAAACGCACACUAUUCUAAACAGGCCUGGGGUGUGAGCUCACAGCUCAGGUAACACCUGGCUGCACUGCGAAUCCCCAGGUGAUUGGCCCCUGGGGGGGGGGGGCACAGCAGGCUCGGCAGGUUUCAUGCAAGGCUCAAUCUUGAUGGAAGAUUACCUGAAGGAACCUACGGUGGCAUUGUUCUGAUGUGCAAUCUCGGUUGGCUGUUUAUUUAUGGGAUCCUCUCCCACAAAGGCUAUUGGCUGCUCAGGCACUGAAGGCAUCAAUCUUGGCUCGCACUAAUGGAACUUGACAGGCUGUUGCCAUGGUGCUUAGGGCUGAAGGGGAAGAUGAGGAAGUUUGGCUGAUUAUUUGAACAAUGGCCUUAUUUUGGGUGGUUCCUUCUUUUUAACUUGACACACACCACACACAGGCUGGCUUCACUGGCUUGUUCACAUCACAGUGGUGAUCCUCAGAGUGCCAGUCUUUGAUAAGUUAACUGCAGAUAACUGUUUUUCCAGUGCUGUUUCUGUGCGUUUAAUGUAUUUAGCUUCAUCAUCUACAGAACACAUGAAUAAAAUCUAUCUGUAUUGAUAGUGUUUUCAUUUAA